GACAACACUGACAACGGUGACAACGGUGACAACAGUGACAACAGUGACAACGGUGACAAUGGUGACAAAAGUGACAAAAGUGACAACGGUGACAACGGUGACAACGGUGACAAAAGUGACAACGGUGAUAACAGUGACAACAGUAACAACGGUGACAACAGUGACAACGGUGACAGCGGUGACAACGGUGACAACAGUGACAUCAGUGACAACGGUGACAACACUGAGAACGCUGACAACGGUGACAACAGUGACAACGGUGACAACAGUGACAACGGUGACAACAGUAAAAACAGUAACAACGUUGACAACUGUGACAACAGUGACAACGGUGACAACGGUGACAACAGUGACAAAAGGUGACAACGGUGACAACAGGUGACAACGGUGACAACAGUGACAACAGUGACAACGGUGAUAACAAUGACAACAGUGACAACGGUGACAACGGUGACAAUGGUGACAAAAAGUGACAAGAGUGACAACGGUGACAACAGUGACAACGUGACAAUGGUGACAACGGCAUGACAAACGUGACAACGGUGACAACGGGUGACAACAGAGACAACAAUGACAACGGUGACAAUGGUAAACACAGUGACAACGGUGACAACGGUGAAAACAGUAACAACGGUGCCACGGUGACAAUGAUGACAACGGUGACAAUAGAGACAACAGUGACAACGGUGACAACAGUGACAACGGUGACAACAACAGUGACAAAGAUGACAACGGUGACAACGUGACAAUAGUGACAAUGGUGACAAUGGUGACAACAGAGACAAACAGUGACAACGGUGACAACAGUGACAACAGUGACAAAUGUGACAACAGUAAAAACUGUGAAAACGGUGACAACAGUGACAACAAUGACAACGGUGACAACGGUGACAACAGUAACAAAAGUGACAACAACGACAACGGUGACAACAGUGACAACGGUGACAACAGUUACAACGGUGACAUUGGUGACAACAGUAACAACGGUGACAACGGUGAUAACGGUGACAACACUUAGAACGGUGACAAUGGUGACAACAGUGAAAACAUCGAGAACGGUGACUACAGUGACAACGGUGAUAACAGUGAGAACAGGGACAACGGUGACAACGGUGCCAAUAGUAACAACGGUGACAACAGUUAGAACGGUGACAACGGUGACAACAGUGACAAAUGUGACAACAGUGAAAACGGUGACAUCCGUGACAACAGUGACAACGAUGAGAACGGUGACAACGAGACAACGUCACAAUGGUGACAACAGUGACAACGGUGACAACAGUUAGUGGCAACAGUGACAACAACUGACAACGGUGACAAUAGUGACAACAGUGACAACGGUGACAACGACAGGACAACGGUGACAACAGUGACAACAGUGACAACGGUGACAACAGUGACAACAGUGAAAACGGUGACAACGGUGACAACAGUGACAAUGGUGACAAUUGGUGACAACAGUGACAACGGGUGACAACGGUGACAACGGUGACAACAGUGACAAAUGACAACAGUGACAACGAUGACAACGGUGACAUUAGUGACAACGGGAGAAAACAAUGACAACGGAUGAAAACGGGUGACAACAGUGACAACGAGUGGACAACAGUGACAACAGUGACAACAGUGACAACGGUGACAACGACAAGGAUGACAACGGUGACAACCCCGACAACAGUGACAACAGUGAAACAGACAAAAGUGACAACAACGGUGACAACGAUGACAACAGUGACAACGGUGACAACGGUGAAAACGGUGACAACGGUGACAACAGUAACAACGAAGACAACGGUGACAACGGUGACAACGGUGACAACACUGACAACGGUGACAACAGUGACAACAGUGACAAUGAUGACAACGAUGACAACAGGACAACGUGACAACAUAGUGACAACGGUGACAACGGGACAACGGUGACAACGGUGACAAACGAUGACAACGGUGACAACAGUGACAAUAGUGACAACGGGUGACAAUGGUGACAAUAGUGAAACGGUGACAACGGUGACAACGGUGACAACAGUGAGAACAGUGACAACGGUGACAACGUGACAACGGUGACAACAGUGACAACGGUGACAACAGAACGGUCACAAAAGUGACAAUAGUGACAAAAGUGACAACGGUGACAACAGUGACAACGUGACAACAGUGACAACGCUAACAGCAGUGACAACAGUAACAAACAGUGACAACGGUGACAGCAGUGACAACGGUGACAACAGUAAAAACGGUCACAACAGUGACAACAGUGAAAACAGUGACAACAACGGACAACGGUGACAACGGUGACAAUAGUGAAAACGGUGACAACGAGUGACAACGGUGACAACGAUGACAAUAACAGUGACAACCGUGACAACGGUGAGAACGGGUGACAACGGUGAGGACAGUGACAAACAACGACAACAGUGACAACAGUGACAACAGUGACAACGGUGACAACGGUGAAAACGGUGACAACAGUGAAAACGGUGACAACGGUGAGAACAGUGACAACGGUGACAAGAGUGAGAAGAGUGACAACGGUGACAACAGUGACAACGGUGACAACACUUAGAAUGGUGACAAUGGUGAGAACGGUGACAAGAGUUAGAAGUGUAACAGCGGUGACAACAGUGACAACGGUCACAACGGUCACAACAGUAACAACGGCGACAACGGUGACAACAGUGACAACAUCGACAACGGUGACUACAGUG
Porites lobata is the source of this 2708-nucleotide messenger RNA. Lineage: Eukaryota; Metazoa; Cnidaria; Anthozoa; Scleractinia; Poritidae. The record is from the annotation of a GenBank genome assembly.